AUGAAGUGGGUAAGUUUGGUUCUGUUGAUAGCAGCCUCCUGCUCUGCUAUCGAGCUGAAGACGAGGAAAGGAAGUCUCCAGGGUACUGAGGAAUCUUCCAGGAAUGGCAGGAAGUACUAUGCCUUCAGGGGUGUACCCUAUGCCCAGCCACCAGUUGGAAAGCUCAGGCUUAGGAAUCCUCAGCCCCACAAUGGUUGGAAGGGUAUACUUGAUGCCACAGAAGUUGCACCACUUUGUAUUCAGAAAUAUAUAUUUGUCCCUGAAUUAAGAAACACGACCUUAGGCCAAGAAGACUGUUUAUUCCUCAAUAUUUACACACCCAGUGUUGAUCCAAAUAAACAUCUCCCUGUAUUAGUGUACAUACAUGGUGGCGGAUUCAGAUGUGGUGUACCUGGUCCAAAAGAGAGUCCUACAUUUUUCAUGGAUGAAGAUGUGAUUCUUGUUACAGUUCAUUAUCGUCUUGGAACACUUGGAUUUUUAUCCACUGAAGAUCGUCUAAUACCUGGAAAUUUCGGAUUAAAGGAUCAAGCAAUGGCACUGAAGUGGUUAAGUGAAAAUAUUAAUGACUAUGGAGGGGAUCCAGAUUCGGUAAUAGUAUUUGGAGAAAGUGCUGGUGGCGCAAGUACACAUUAUCUUAUAACAUCUCCACUGUCGAGAGACCUUGUAAAAGGAGCUAUCUCACAAAGUGGAGUUGUUGAUGGAGUAUGGGCACUGUCAUAUCCUGGUCGUGCAAAAGAAUUAGCUGAGGGGGUUGCAAAAAUUGUUGGAUGUAGUUCUAGCCCGUUAUUGGAAUGUUUUCAAUCAGUAGAAGCUGAAAAGUUAAUAGCUGCUGAACUUGAUUUUCUGGAAUGGGAUUUCGACCCUGCUGUAAUCUUUCAACCUGUUGUGGAGGAAGAAAAUGAAGGAGCUUUUAUGACUGAAGAUCCGCGGAAAAUAAAAGUGUCACAUCCAUGGAUUACAGGGUUUAGUAAUGGAGAAGGGCUCUUAAAAACUGCCGCUCUUGUUAAUCAAGAUGAAUCAGUUGUGGACGACUUUGUGAAAAAUAUUGAUAAAUUAUUGCCAAAGAUUAUGUUUAUUAACCCCAAUUCUCCAGGAAAGGGUCAGUUUGUGACUAUGGUUAAAGAAAGGUAUUUCAGAAAUCUCAGUGAAAGAAAGCAAGUUGUAGGUCAACUAGAAUCAUUUUACAAGGAUCUGUUCUUUGUAUAUCCAAUGGUGCAAGCCCUUCAAAGACACAUUGGACCAAAAUAUGCCUACCUAUUGAGUCAUAGAGCUGAAAACAGUUUAGCUGAUAGGAUGGGAGGUGUAAAAUUAAAUUCUCCAAUGGCAUCUCAUGCAGAUGAGCUGUUGAGUCUUUUUGACUGGUCUACUAUUUUCCCUGAGAGUAAAGGGAGACUCGAGGACAAAAAAGUAUCAGAACUUCUUGUAAAAAUUUGGGUUAAUUUUGGGAAGAGCCGAAAUCCUAAUCUGGAAGGUGUUCCUGUGAAAUGGAAUCUCUAUUCAAGAGAUAAUUUACUUCAUAUCCAAACUGAAGAAACAAAAAUGGAAAAUAUUCCAUUUGAUGAAGUAGUAGAAUUCUGGUCGAAAGCAUUUGCUGUCCUGGAAUCAGUACAUGGAACAGUGAAAGAGGAGCUGUAA
This is a messenger RNA of Nezara viridula (southern green stink bug), 1635 nucleotides long. The record is from the annotation of a GenBank genome assembly. NCBI's taxonomy places the organism in Eukaryota, Metazoa, Arthropoda, Insecta, Hemiptera, Pentatomidae.